Molecule: messenger RNA, 3147 nt
Organism: Lytechinus pictus (painted urchin)
Lineage: Eukaryota; Metazoa; Echinodermata; Echinoidea; Temnopleuroida; Toxopneustidae
Product: isoamyl acetate-hydrolyzing esterase 1 homolog
Exons: 6
Coding region: 186-890 (234 amino acids)
Molecular function (GO): hydrolase activity, acting on ester bonds
Source: RefSeq, a predicted model, not a curated record
GUUUUGGUCGAUGUGUGUGAGCCAGUGGGAGCUUCUCCUAUGCGCAUUGCAUGCAUCCCAUUUCGUCUGCUAGCGCUAUUUGACGUUGAACAUCCAAGAUAAGUUAUAACUUUUUAUAAGCUGAAAAGUAACAGUUGAAAAGUACUUCCAAUACCGAUAGAGGUUGAUGCGAUUUUAUUCUCAUCAUGAGUGCAUGGCCAAAAGUGGUUUUAUUUGGUGAUUCGAUAACACAGCGCUCCUUUGAAGUUGGAGGAUGGGGUGCUUCAAUUGCUGAUCAAGUCCAGAGAAAAUGUGAUGUCAUUUGUAGAGGAUUUUCUGGUUACAAUGGCAAAUGGGCUUGUGCUGGAAUACAGUAUAUUCUUCCUAGUGAAUUGCUUCAAAAUGUUGCCAUGGUAACUGUAUUCUUUGGUGCAAAUGAUGCAUGUUUACCCGAACUGCAGCCAGAUAAAUAUGUGACCCUGGGAGACUAUACAAAUUAUAUAAAGUCAAUCGUAAACUAUCUUGAGAGCAACGGUGUCCGAAAGGAGAAAAUACUGCUGAUCACACCUCCUCCAAUAGAUGAAUCAUUGUGGGGCGAAGCCUGUAAAGAAAAAGGUACAGCCUUGAAUAGGACACUUAAGAACUCAGGAAUUUAUGCCAAAGCUUGUGUAACUCUAGCUCAGGACUUAAGAGUGAAGGUCAUUGAUUUAUGGUCAGCUAUGCAGACAGAAGAGAACUGGGGACCACGAUUCCUUUCUGAUGGUCUUCAUCUCUCAUCUCAAGGAGCUGGCUUUCUUUACAAGCAGCUCUCUGGUUUUGUAGAAGAAUGUACAUCCUCCCUUCCUCAGCAGUUCCCUGACUGGAGUGAAAUAGACUAUGCCAAUCCAGAGAAGAGCUUCCAGCAGAGUUGAUGUUUUCCUUUCAGUGUUCCAACUCGGUGUAUGUCAUUUGAUUACCCUUAGUAGUCAUCUAAGGAAAUCAUGGGUUGAGCCACAGUGUAUUAUAUGUUGUUUGGGAGGAGAGACAAUGCUUUAAUAUCCUCCCACUUACAAUAGAUAAUCCCCUGAGGCCAUUCUUAUGACUGAAAUGCUACUCAGGUACUGCAUACUUUUUAUAAAUUAGUUAGAUAUACUACUCACACUUAACUUGAGAAAUUAGCCUUUUAUUUGUUUGUUUGUUUGUUUGUUCAUAUGUUUUUAAGUUACAGUGUACAGCUCAGAAUGAAUACUGCAUGAUUUCAUGGUGCUGAUAUCCUGUUUCAGACGUGCAUAAACAAAGCUCAGCAUCAUUUCUGUGCAUAGCAUUUGGACAUUAAGUGACAUGACCAAUCUCUCACAUUUUAAAUUAACAUAUGAUACAACCCCCUCCCCCCCAAAAAAAAAAAUAAUAAUAAAAAAAAUGAAAAUGUCUAAAAUCAUGACAUGAUAAUUUAAUUAUGAUGAAAUGAACUGAUAUUAUGUAAUGUCAUAAUUGUUAUAUUUGAUUAAUGAUGUUGAUAUGAAUAUUUGUGCUUUGAUAUGAAUUCAAAUUUGUCAAUUUUUACAGAAAAAAAGAAGAGAAAAUAUUUAAUGACUAAAUGUAUGGAACCUUCAGCUCUAGUCCAUAUUGUUGUGAUUUCUUAUUCUGCCUCACAUUUGAUAAUGACUGUUUUGUGAGGCAACACAUGUCAAUCUGAAUGCAGAUAUACAGAUUAAAGCUAUGCCAAGUGAGCAGCAAAUAAAGAUUAGCAAAGUAGAGGUAUGCAGCUGUAAGUUUCAUCUAUUUUAACAUAAAAGUAAUUUAGUUUUUUUCUCACCUGCAUAGCAGAGUGAGACUAUACAUGUAGGCAGCAGUGACUUCAACAUCAAAUCUAAACCGAAGGUUAAGUUUUUGAAAUAACAGCAUAACUUAGAAAGUAUAUGGACCUAGUUCAUGAAACUUACAUAAGGUAAAUCAAGUAUCACUGAACAUCCUGUACGAGUUUCAGGUUACAUGACCAAGGUCAAAGGUCAUUUAAGGUCAAUGAACUUUGGCCAUGUUGGGGGUAUUUGUUGAAUAGCCAUCAUAACUCUGAAAGUGUAUGGAUCUAGUUAAUAAAACUUGGUCAUAAGAGUAAUCAAGUAUCACUGAACAUCCUGUGCGAGUUUUAGGUCACAUGACCAAGGUCAAAUGCCAUUUAAGGUCAAUGAAGUUUGGCCAUGUUGGGGGUAUUUGUUGAAUUACCAUCAUAACUCUGAGGAACUUUGGCCAUGUUGGGUGUAUUUGUUGAAUUACCAUCAUAACUCUGAAAGUGUAUUGGUCUAGCUCAUAAAACUUGGACAUAAGAGUAAUCAAGUAUCGUUCGAGUUUCAGGUCACAUGACCAAAGUCAAAGGUCAUAUAAGUUUAGAGGUAAUUGUUAAAUUGCUGUCAUAACUUUCAAAGUUUAUGGAUAUAGUUUAUGAAAUGUGGACAUAGGGGUAAUCAAGUAUCACUAACAAGUCUUAGGUCUCAUGAUCAAGGUCAAAUGUCAUUUAGGGUCAAUGAACGUAGUAUUGUAUCAUUAUAUGAAUGGUGUUUUUGUGAAUAAUUAUUUCAUAGCAGUUUUCAAAGUCAGCACAGCUGCUAUUUUGAAUUGCGUAAUGCAGAUGAGACUGCCAGAGGCGCUCCACUUGUUGUAUUUCAGUGCAACUUCAAAUUUGUGUACAGAGAAAAGCACAUGUUCCUUUAACAUCAAUGAUAUAUUGGUAUGCAGUCCAGCAUGGAGCCUAAUGAAUUCCAUUUUUGCUGUUUGAGUAAAAUAAAAAAUUACAUAUAAAUGAAUGAAUUAUUCUUAAAAAUGACAAUAGAAAGAAUAAAUAAUUGAAUAAAAAAGAUAUAUAGGUUGAUCAUAAAAACUUGAAAUGUUUUUUGAGGAAUAUUUUCUUUGUUAUUAAUAAUUCUAAGGUUUUAACUAAAAAAAUCUUGAGAUGUAUUGUCUUAUUAUUCAGAAGCUUUUAGCUGUGAUGAUAUUUUAUUGAGAAUAAGAUAUUGAAGAGUUUAUAUUUUUGUAGUCUUUUUUCAAAAUAGAUAUUUAAUGAUACCAAAUCACCUUUGUGUUUUCAUUUUUUUACCUGUGUUGCAUGUUUUAUGAGUAAUUAUAUUUUAAAGGAAAAUAUAUUACUUGCACUGGGAAGACAAUAAAAUUGUACAGAUACUAAAGGCCAACGAA